GCACUCGCCUCUCGGCGCUCGAUUGCGAGUGCCUUGUCACGUGGGCGCCUGCCUCUCCCACCCCUGACUCUGACGUUCUUAGCAACCGGCCCUUACCUCCGUUUCCAGGGACGCGCGCCUCCAACUUCCGGUCUCGAGAGGCGUGCGGGGGACCCUGACUCGGGAAUCCAGCUCCGGGCGGCCUCACCAGACCGGGACUCGGAGGCGCGGGAGCCUGGAGAUGAGCAGCGAUGACUCCUCUCUUAUGGCUGGGAUCAUUUACUAUAGCCAGGAGCAGUACUUCCAUCACGUGCAGCAGGCCGCAGCCUCGGGCCUGGAAAAAUUCAGCAAUGACCCCGUCCUACAGUUCUUUAAAAUCUACGGGAUCCUCAGGGAAGAGCACAUCCAGGAUGCCAUUAGCAACCUGGAGAGUAUCCGGAAUCAUCCAGAUGUGUCCUUGUGCUCCAUCAUGGCCCUCAUUUAUGCUCACAAGUGCUGUGAAACCAUUGACCGAGAAGCCAUUCAGGAGCUGGAGAGCAGCCUGAAGGAAAUCCGCAAGACAGCCAGCGCAACGGCCAUGUACUACGCGGGCCUCUUCCUCUGGCUCAUGGGGCGCCACGACAAGGCCAGGGAGUACAUCGACCGCACCCUGAAGCUCUCCAGCAGCUCCAGAGAGGGCUAUGUGCUCCGAGGCUGGGUGGACCUCACCUCAGACAAGCCCCAUACCUUGAAGAAAUCCAUCAAGUACCUAGAACAAGGACUGCAGGACGGCAAAGAUGUGCUGGGACUGAUGGGAAAGGCGACCUACUUCAUGUUGCAGCAGAACUACUCAGGAGCACUGGAGGUGGUGAACCAGAUCACUGUCACCUCGGGGAGCUUCCUGCCUGCCCUGGUCCUAAAAAUGCGGCUGUUCUUGGCUCGGCAGGACUGGGAGCAGACAGUCGAAAUGGGACACAGAAUUCUAGAAAAUGAUGAGUAUAAUAUCGAUGCCUGCCAAAUCCUAGCCAUGCAUGAGCUUGCAAGAGAAGGAAACAUGACCACAGCUACCAACCAUGUUAGAAAUCUGAUUAAGGCACUGGAGAUAAAGGAGCCUCAAAAUCCAAGCCUCCAUCUUAAAAAAAUUCUUGUGAUUAGCAGGCUGUGUGGGAAACAUCAGGCGAUUCUCCGGCUGGUGUGCCCCUUCAUGGAGCGUGCAUUCGUGGCCACACCCUCCUAUGCCCAUGUGGCCACAGAGCUGGGCUACCUCUUCAUCCUGCACGACCAAGUGAGGGAGGCGUCUCAGUGGUACUCGGAGGCCAUGAAACUGGACGGGAGCAGUGUGGCUGCCUUAACAGGGCUCAUCUGGUGCCAGAUCCUGGACGGCCACCUGGAAGAGGCAGAGCACCAGCUGGAAUUCCUGAAGGAGGUGCAGCAGUCCCUCGGGAAGUCUGAGGUGCUGCUUUUCCUCCAGGCCCUCCUGGCAUCCCGCAAGCACAAGGGAGAGCAGGAAGCCACUGCCCUCCUGAAGGAGGUCGCAGAGUUGCAUUUCUCCAGCAUGCAGGGACUCCCCCUAGGCUCUGAGUACUUCGAAAGACUGGACCCCCACUUCCUGGUCUGUCUCGCCAAGGAGUACUUGUUCUUCUGCCCCAAGCAGCCCCGGUCACCAGGCCAGAUUGUGUCUCCGCUCCUUAAACAAGUCGCCAUGAUCCUGGCUCCUGUAAUCAAAGCAGCGCCAGCACUGAUCGACCCCCUGUAUGUGAUGGCUCAGGUCAAGUACCUCUCAGGAGAGUUAGAGAAUGCCCAGAGCACCCUGCAGCGCUGCCUGGAGCUGGACCCUACCUCCGUGGAUGCCCACCUCCUCAUGUCCCACAUCUACCUGGCACAGGGCAAUUUCGCCAUGUGUUCCCACUGCUUAGAGCUAGGCGUCAGCCACAACUUCCAGGUCCGAGACCACCCCCUCUACCACUACAUCAAGGCCAGGGCCCUCAACAAGUCUGGGGACUAUCCAGAAGCCAUAAAGACCCUGAAAAUGAUCAUAAAAUUGCCAACUCGGAAGACAGAAGAAGGCAAGAAGUUCCGCGGGCCCUCCGUACAGCCCAGCGAGCGGGUGUCCAUCUUACUGGAACUGGCAGAUGCCCUCCGGAUGAAUGGGGAGCUGCAUGAGGCCACUAAGGUCAUGCAGGACGCCAUCAAUGAGUUCAGCGGCACACCAGAGGAGAUCCGCAUCACCAUUGCCAACGUGGACUUGGCCCUGAGCAAGGGGAAUGUGGACAUGGCACUGAGCAUGCUGAGGAACAUCACGCCCAAGCAGCCCUGCUACACAGAAGCCAAGGAGAAGAUGGCCAACAUCUACCUGCAGACCCGCAAAGACACCCGCCUCUAUAUCGGCUGCUACCGGGAGCUCUGUGAACAUCUGCCUGGUCCCCACACCAGCCUGCUGUUGGGUGAUGCUUUCAUGAACAUUCAAGAGCCUGAGAAGGCCUUGGAGGUUUAUGACGAGGCCUAUAGAAAGAACCCACACGAUGCAUCCCUCGUCAGCAGGAUUGGGCAAGCCUAUGUGAAAACCCACCAGUACACCAAGGCAAUUAAUUAUUAUGAGGCUGCCCAGAAGAUCAGUGGACAGGACUUACUGUGCUGUGAUCUGGCUGAGCUGCUCCUGAAGUUAAAGAAAUUCAACAAGGCAGAGAAAGUUCUGAAACAAGCACUGGAACAUGACUCUGUCAAGGACAUCCCAUCCAUGAUGAAUGAUGUCAAGUGCUUGCUUUUGCUGGCAAAGGUUUAUAAGAGUCAUAAAAAAGAAGACGUGAUGGGAACUUUGAACGAGGCCAUGGACCUCCAGUCUCGGAUACUGAAGCGUGUUCCACUGGAGCAACCAGAAAUGAUCCCCUCCCAGAAGCAACUGGCAGCCUCCAUCUGUGUCCAGUUUGGGGAGCACUACCUGGCAGAGAAGGAGUUUGCCAAGGCAGUGCGUUCUUAUAAGGAUGCCCUCUUCUACUCGCCCGUUGACAGUAAGGUGGUGCUGGAGCUGGCGCAGCUCUUCCUGCUGCAGGGACAGCUGGACCUGUGUGAGCAGCACUGUGCCAUCCUCCUACAGUCUGAGGAGCACCACGAGACUGCCUCUGUGAUGAUGGCUGACCUGAUGUUUAGAAAACAGAAAUAUGAAGCUGCUGUCGAUCUCUACCACCAAGUCCUGGAGAAAGCGCCAGACAAUUUUUUGGUACUGAAUAAACUAAUUGAUCUGCUAUGGAGAAGUGGCAGACUUGAAGAUGCCCCUGCCUUCUUUGAAUUGGCCAAGAAGAUGUCCAGCCGCAUUCCUUUGGAGCCAGGCUUCAACUACUGCAGAGGCAUCUACUGCUGGCACAUAGGGCAACCCAACGAAGCACUGAAGUUCCUAAACAAAGCGCGCAAGGACAGCUCGUGGGGCCAGAGUGCCACCUACUACAUGGUGCAGAUCUGUCUGAACCCAGACAACGAGAUCGUGGGCGGAGAGGCUUUUGAGAACCUGGUGGCUGAGAGCAACUCCACCGACAGGAAGGGCUCUUUGGAGCAGCAUGGUGUGCGCACCGCGGAGAAGCUGCUGCGUGAGUUCUACCCGCACUCGGCCCGGGGCCAGACCCAGCUGCGACUGCUGCAGAGUCUCUGCCUGCUGGCCACCAGGGAGAAGGCCAACGUGGAGGCGGCGCUGGGCACCUUCAUCGAGAUGGCGCAGGCCGAGAAGGAGAGUGUCCCCGCCCUGCUGGCCAUGGCACAGGCCUACGCGCUGCUGAAGCAGGUCCCCAAGGCGCGCACGCAGCUGAAGCGUCUGGCCAAGGCCCCGUGGGCGCUGGAUGAGGCCGAGAACCUGGAGAAGAGCUGGCUCCUACUGGCGGACCUGUACUGCCAGGGCGGCAAGUUCGACCUGGCGUCGGAGCUGCUGCGGCGCUGCGUGCAGUACAACAAGUCCUGCUGCAAGGCCUAUGAGUACAUGGGCUUCAUCAUGGAGAAGGAGCAGUCCUACAAAGACGCAGCCACCAACUACGAGCUGGCCUGGAAGUACAGCCAUUACGCCAACCCUGGCAUUGGCUUCAAACUCGCUUUCAACUACUUGAAGGACAAGAGAUUUGUGGAGGCCAUUGAAGUCUGCCACCAUGUAAGCCAUUGUUCUCAGAGAGCAUCCUAAUUACCCCCAGAUCAGAGAAGAAAUUUUGGAAAAGGCCCAAGGGUCUCUGAGGCCCUAGCUGUGGUCAAUGGGAGCCAGGGUGGGUGGAAGCCAUCAAGAUAUAGAAGUUUCUUGGAGGGGUUGGGAAGUGGGGCGGGGGAGAAGAGAUUCAGAAAAUGACAUAUUCUUACCCGUUUCUCUAUUGUGUGUGGUUUAUUUGAAUCAUGCCUCAUCUGGUCUAAGGGCAUCCCAAAGCUUUGUGUUUUUAAGGCACAAGAGGCACUUUUGCUCUGAGGAGAAGAGAGAUCCACCAGCUUAACUUAUGCUGGGCUCACUGGGCACCUUCUGUUGGGCUCCAUUUUUAUUCCAGACUCUGUGAGGGAGCAGAGGGGAACAAAGAGGCGGUUUGGGGAAAAAAACAAAAACAAAACUCCCUACAUCUAUUUUCAUAUUAUUAUGUUAGUUUAUAAAUGCCUCCCCUCUCCUAUCUGGUCUUCAGACCUCCAGAGCUCAAGAAGCGACUCCCCACAGCAUCCUGCCCAGCUGGGGCACAGGACGACCAGCGUGGAAGGUCCCACAGCUGAGGCUGUGUGAGGGAGGCCAUCAUCCCAUAGGCUGUGGAGGCCCUUGGCUCACUCUAUCCAUACAUUCUGUCUCCUCCCCAGGUCCUCCGCUGGCCUCUGCUGCUCCUCACUGGUUUGGGACAAACCCGAUUACCCAUGACUGGUACAGCCCAAGAAAAAAAUAGCUCCCCCUUCAGAUUUUCUAAAAGACACUGACCAACAGAUUUAUCCUCCAGAAACCUUUUUCACGCCUCGGAGGACAAAAGCAAUGGUCCCUAUUUAGAGGAAUUAUGUUACUUGUAACUGGCAAGAGAGUGGCAGAGUUCAGUUUUGCUGCAGCUCCCAACACUUCUCUUCUUGUUUUUCAUGAUGCCAGUAACAGGCCCAGUUUGGCCUCAGAGGAAGGAACUCUGAACUGGGAGUCAGGACUGUGACCUUCCCAAGAGCUUCUGCUCUGUGGACUUCAGUGUCCCCCUCUGUGGUAGGAAAUUAGAUGAGAUGUGCCUGUCCCCAAACCAUGAUACAAAUCCCUUCCAAUGAUAUACAGCAAAUAGUUUAUAGUUUAAUAACCAUGUGUUUAAAAAUCAUUGUUACAUAAUAGAGAAAAAUAACUAGCAUGACAAAGUCAUGAAUUCAUGAGUGCUGUUACUCCGAAUGGUUCUAACUUUUAAGCAUGUCAAUAUAAUUGAUACAAAGCAAAAUACUUAGUAUGAGUAGAAUGCAGCAAAAUUUUCAAGAGAAGUUGUCCAGUGAUGACAGUUUGGGAACUGGACAGGUAGGGGUCGCGUUUAGAACAGACAGAAUUAUCCUUGGUGGUGGCUGAGCCUUGUCUUUGUAACACCCCGCUGACCACAUGUAUGGCCUCUUGAUCUGAGUCAGUGAUCUGGAACGCUUUCCCCACGUUACUACCGUUCUUCAUAUGGGAAACCAGUCCCCUUUACUAGCAUCUGCUUUACAAUCUGGUUUCUUGGGGGCGGGUUGUUGAGAGACAGGUUUGUCUGUAUGGAGAAUGAUGCUAUAAAGGAUUGUACAUUAAUCACAUUUUUAUUACUGUAAAACCUAAAUGGUCUUC
This is a messenger RNA of Lutra lutra (Eurasian river otter), 5731 nucleotides long. RefSeq names its product tetratricopeptide repeat domain 21A (gene TTC21A). Gene Ontology annotation, biological process: protein localization to cilium; intraciliary retrograde transport. Gene Ontology annotation, cellular component: intraciliary transport particle A. Lineage: Eukaryota; Metazoa; Chordata; Mammalia; Carnivora; Mustelidae. The transcript is spliced from 29 exons. The coding region runs from base 221 to 4117 and encodes 1298 amino acids. Gene Ontology annotation, molecular function: protein binding. The record is from RefSeq and is a predicted model, not a curated record.